This is a messenger RNA of Bradysia coprophila, 1550 nucleotides long. RefSeq names its product COUP transcription factor 2-like. The record is from RefSeq and is a predicted model, not a curated record. Gene Ontology annotation, molecular function: zinc ion binding; sequence-specific DNA binding; DNA-binding transcription factor activity. Gene Ontology annotation, biological process: regulation of DNA-templated transcription. Lineage: Eukaryota; Metazoa; Arthropoda; Insecta; Diptera; Sciaridae.
AGUCACACGCACAACCUGUGGUAAAACGCCAACCUCGGUCGGUGUUUCAAUUUUGUUCGUCGUUCAGUAGAAACUUUCUAAUCGUUGAAGUUUCACUUGAGACUCUUUUUUUUCGAUUAACACUUCUUUUUUCAAGUGAGAAAACAUUUGAUUGGACAAUUUUCUAGUUGAUGUGUGGAAAAUAAUAUUGAACUGAUUUGUCAGUCUUUGAAUUGUGCAGUGAAGUUAAUUAAAUCUUGCAUGGAAAACAAUUGGAAUAUAUUUUUAAACCAGAGCAAUGGACGAUUCAAAAUCUCGAACAUCCUUUCCAGCCCUAUGCAAGGUGUGUGGCGAUAGAGCAUCAGGAAAGCAUUACGGUCAAAAUUCGAUCUUUUCGAUAUAGUUAAGCUGCGAUGGUUGUAGAGGAUUUUUUAAACGAAGCAUUCGAAGAAACCUAGAAUAUGCAUGCAAGGAAGGUGGAAAUUGUGUCGUAGACGUAUCGAGACGGAAUCAGUGUCAAGCAUGUCGCUUCGCCAAAUGCAUCAAAUCAAAUAUGAGAAGAGAAGCCGUUCAACAUGAAAGGGCACCUCGAACAUGCAACAGUACACACCAUCCCGACGUUUACAGAGUUUCAAUGGAUCCAUUUUCACAAAAUCGACUAAGCACACAAAAUCAAUUAUUUUCACCACUGCCACUGCAUCUGCAAGCCGCCAAUUUUGUAUCAUUUUCGCCGAUCGACCUACCGAAAUAUCCUCCAACGAAUUCGUUGAUGGAUUCGUUCAAUUUCGGUAACUCGGGCAUGUUUCCAUUUCCAAGCCAUCGACACAUGCCGUUUUUACAUAACAAAUUUGAUCAGACAAAAUUACCGCCACUGUCACUAAGCGACCGGAAAUCGAAUUUUCGUGGCAAAGAGGACGAAGUCAGCAGUUCAGAAGAAGUGCGUAGGGAAAACGACGAGAUGAAUGAUAAGCGUGAAGUGAUUUUCGAGUUUGCAGCGAAAUUACUGUUCUUGGCAGUGAAAGAAGUUUGCGAAAUGCCAUUAUUCACCCAAAUACCAGUGAGGGAUCAAACAAUUUUAUUGGAAGAAUGUUGGUCGGAAUUGUUCGUUAUCACUGCUGCCCAAUAUGGAUUUUCCAUCGAAAAUGUUGUAUUGCAACCAGAUGACAAAACGAAGAGACUUCAAAAGGCUAUUAACCAAAUCGUCUUUCAUCAAAUUGAUCAAACAGAAGCUUCGUGUUUGAAAGCUUUGGUAUUGUUUCGGCCAGAUUGCCCGGAUUUAUUAACUACUCACAACAUAACGUUGCUGCAAGAACAAGCGCUCAACAUACUUCUCACAAAAAGCGGUCCAACUCGAAUGGGUCAUCUUUUGCUGGUGCUACCAUGCAUUAAAGCUGCUGCUGAUCGAAAUAUCGUUCAAGAACUUCUGUUCAAAAAGACUGUAGGAGAAGUGGCAAUCGAACGGUUAUUGGGAGAAUUGAUUAAUUUUAAUUUUUAAAUUGUAAACUUUUUGUAUGUGACAUCAUUGUCUGAAAGUGCUAGUCAUGAAUAUAUAUCUUCAUUGUGAAAAUUAU